Messenger RNA from Rhododendron vialii, 4333 nucleotides. RefSeq names its product structural maintenance of chromosomes protein 1. The transcript has 17 exons. Gene Ontology annotation, cellular component: chromosome; nucleus; cohesin complex. Gene Ontology annotation, molecular function: ATP binding; protein binding; ATP hydrolysis activity. The record is from RefSeq and is a predicted model, not a curated record. NCBI's taxonomy places the organism in Eukaryota, Viridiplantae, Streptophyta, Magnoliopsida, Ericales, Ericaceae. Gene Ontology annotation, biological process: sister chromatid cohesion. Bases 297 to 4019 code for a protein of 1240 amino acids.
AUUUUGCUCACAUUUUCCUUAUCUGGAAGCUGGGGAAAAAUUGUGCGUGUCUUGGAAGCUGCUCCCAUGGCAUAAAUUGCACUUGCAGUGUCCGCUAGUGGAGUAGUAUAAUUUUCCCGUCUCGAGUAUAAUUUUCCGUCUCUUUCCGUCAAAACAACUGAAACCCCCCGUAUUUCGAUCCCAAUCUCUCACCCCCGCCAAAUCUCCUCACCCUCGCUCUUCAAAAACCACUCGCCGAAACCCUAACUCUCCCAACCCGGCGCUUUCUAGGGUUCCAAGCCCCCUUUCGCAAAACCAUGCCGUCCCUCUCCUCUCCGGGCAAAAUCCUCCGCCUGGAGCUCGAGAACUUCAAGUCCUACAAGGGCCUCCAGACCAUCGGCCCCUUCUUCAACUUCACCGCCAUCAUCGGCCCCAAUGGCUCAGGCAAGUCCAACCUCAUGGACGCCAUCAGCUUCGUCCUCGGCGUCCGCACGGGCCAGCUCAGGGGAUCCCAGUUGAAGGACCUGAUCUAUGCCUUCGACGACAAGGAGAAGGAGCAGCGGGGGAGGCGCGCGUUCGUCAGGCUCGUGUACCAGCUGGGCAGUGGGGCCGAGCUCCAGUUCACGAGGAGCAUCGCGGGCACGGGAGGGAGCGAGUACAGGAUCGACGGGAGGGUCGUGAAUUGGGACGAGUAUAAUGCCAAGCUGAGGUCGCUGGGGAUCCUUGUCAAGGCUCGCAAUUUCCUCGUUUUUCAGGGCGAUGUCGAGUCAAUUGCAUCUAAAAAUCCUAGAGAACUUACUGCACUUAUUGAGCAAAUAUCUGGAUCUGAUGAACUUAAGGGAGAUUAUGAGAAACUGGAAGAAGAAAAAGCCAGAGCUGAAGAAAAAUCCACACUUGUUUAUCAGAAAAAAAGAACUAUUGUGUCAGAGAGGAAGCAGAAGAAAGAACAGAAGGAAGAGGCCGAAAAACACCUCCGCUUGCAAGACCAACUGAAAACAUUGAAGAAGGACCACUUUUUGUGGCAACUGUGGAAUAUAGCUAAUGACAUAGAGAAAGCUGAAGAGGACGCUGAUGCUGAAAAGAGAAGCCAGCAAGAACUUGUGCAGGAACUAUCGGAUUAUGAACAUGAAUGCAGCAUUAAGAAGAAAGAACAGGCAAAAUAUUUAAAAGAGAUUGUGCAAUGUGAAAAGAAGAUUGCUGAGAAAAAUAGUAGACUUGACAAGAAUCAACCUGAGGUUGUAAAACUCAAGGAGGAAACGACUCGAAUCAGCAACAAAAUCCGAAGUAGUGGGAAGGAUCUCAAGAAAAAGAAAGAAGAAAGGAGGAAGCAUGCAGAUGAAAUAAAAAAGAUGCAGAAUGACUUAAACGAUCUGACUAGACAACUUGAUGAGCUACAUGAAAAAGCUCAGGAUGGUGGUGAGAAACUUCAGCUGGCUGACAGUCAAAUAGGGGAAUACCAUCGAAUCAAGGAUAAGGCUGGUACGGAAACCUCAAAGCUAAGAGAUGAGAAAGAGGUUCAAGAUAGGCAACAACAUACUGACAUUGAAGCUCAAAAGAAUUUGGAAGAAAAUCUUCAACAGCUGGAAAGUCGGAAUCUAGAGCUGGAGUUGCAGGAGGAACAGAUGCAAGCAAAACUAAAAAAGAUUGUUGAUACUGUUGUGAAACGAAAAGAAGAACUCACACAAGUGAGAAAGGAACAGCGUGAGAUGAAAGAUAAACUUGGAAAUUCAAGACGCAAAUAUGACAUGUUGAAGGCCAAAAUUGGCGAAGUUGAAAACCAACUACGUGAACUGAAGGCUGAUAGAUAUGAAAAUGAGAGGGAUGCCAAGUCAGCUGAAGCUGUGGAGGCUCUCAAGAGCCUGUUUCCUGGCGUUCAUGGUCGCAUGACUGAUCUUUGUAGGCCAACCCAGAAGAAGUAUAACCUUGCUGUCACUGUGGCUAUGGGUAAAUUUAUGGAUGCAGUAGUAGUUGAGGAUGAGCUUACAGGAAAGGAAUGCAUCCAGUAUUUGAAAGAUCGGAGGCUUCCUCCUCAGACUUUUAUACCCCUUCAGUCAGUUCGUGUUAAGCCAAUAAUUGAGAAGCUGCGCACCUUGCGCGGCACUGCGAAGCUGGUCUUCGACGUCAUCCAAUUUGAUCCAGCCUUGGAGAAGGCUAUUUUGUUUGCUGUUGGGAAUACCUUAGUCUGUGAUGAUCUUGAUGAAGCAAAGGCUCUGAGUUGGAGUGGGGAGCGGUUUAAAGUUGUGACUGUUGAUGGGACUCUUUUGACGAAGGCUGGGACAAUGACUGGUGGUACAAGUGGUGGAAUGGAAGCAAGGUCACAUAAAUGGGAUGAUAAAAAAAUUGAAGGUAUGAAGAAUAAUUAUCAAUUUUUAAAAGCUUUAUUGCAUUUACAUAAUGUCUUCGCUGUUGCAGGACUUAAAAAGACGAAAGAGGGUUUUGAGUUGGAAUUGGAAGAGCUCGGUUCAAUAAGAGAAAUGCAGCUGAAAGAGUCUGAAGCAUCAGUAAAGAUUAGUGGGCUUGAAAAGAAGAUUCAGUAUGCGGAGAUCGAGAAGAAAAGUAUCAAUGACAAACUUGAAAGAUUGAAGCAGGACAAGGAGAAUAUUGAAAAAGAAAUUCAUCGCAUUAGCCCUGAACUUCAUAAGUUGAAAAAUGCUACUACUAAAAGGGCUUCAAAAAUAUCAUCAUUAGAGAAGCAGAUCAAUGAUAAGGUUGACCGGAUUUACAAGAAUUUUAGUGAGUCUGUUGGGGUGAAAAAUAUUCGUGAGUAUGAAGAAAACCAGCUCAAGGCUGCUCAACAGAUGGAUGAAGAAAGGUUCAGCUUGAGAAAUCAGCAAUCAAAGUUGAAGUACCAGUUGGAGUAUGAGCAAAAGCGAGACAUGGAUUCUCCAAUUACGAAGUUGGAAUCUUCUCUCGGUGCUCUAACAAGUGAUUUAAACGAGGUUAAGGCCAAAGAGGAAGAACUUAAAUCAGCGAUGAAGAAAGCUACUGAUGACAUUGAUCAUUUGAAGGAGGAAGUGAAGGAAUGGAAGUCCAAGUCAGAAGAGUGUGAGAAGGAUAUCCAGGAAUGGAGGAAAAAGAUUUCUAUUGCUACGACAAGCUUAGCCAAACACAGUCGUCAAUUGAAAUCAAAGGAGGCACAGAUCGAGCAGCUCAAGUCACAGAAGCAAGAGAUUUUUGAGAAGUGUGAACUGGAGGGCAUAGUCCUUCCUACUAUCUCUGACCCGAUGGAUACAGGAUCACCUACAUCGGACCCAGCUCUUGAUUUUAGUCAAUUAAGUAGAUCUUAUCUUCAGAACACGAGGCCUUCUCAGAGGGAGAAGCUUGAUGUGGAAUUUACGCAAAAAAUUGGUGCCCUAAUAUCAGAAAUUGAACGGACAGCUCCAAAUCUGAAGGCCUUGGACCAAUACGAGGCUUUGCUGGAGAAGGAAAGAGUUGCGACCGAGGAGUUCGAAGCUGCCAGGAAAGAAGAAAAAGAAGUAGCUGACAAGUAUAAUUCAGUGAAACAGAGGAGGUACGAAUUGUUUAUGGAAGCUUUCAAACAUAUUUCUAGUAAUAUAGACAAAAUCUACAAUCAACUUACGAAGAGUACCACACACCAGCUUGGUGGGAUAGCAUAUUUGAACUUGGACAACGAGGAUGAGCCGUUCUUACAUGGAAUCAAGUACUCAGCUAUGCCCCCAACAAAGCGCUUCCGUGAAAUGGAACAGCUAUCUGGUGGGGAGAAGACUGUUGCAGCACUUGCAUUACUGUUCUCUAUCCACAGUUAUAGACCAUCACCAUUCUUUAUAUUGGAUGAAGUGGAUGCUGCAUUAGACAAUUUGAAUGUUGCUAAGGUUGCUGGAUUCAUUCGAUCAAAGUCAUGUGAAGGAUCUCGGGGUAAUCAAGACAUUGAGGGUGGAAGCGGGUUUCAGAGUAUAGUGAUAUCCCUCAAAGAUAGUUUUUAUGACAAGGCUGAAGCGUUGGUUGGAGUCUAUAGGGAUUCUGAGCGAAGUUGCUCUAGAACACUGACAUUUGACCUGACAAAGUACCGGGAGUCAUGAAAGUUAGACUUUGGGUUGCUGUAUCCUGUAACUGCGAUUGGUUGUAGGAUGUAAAUACAAGGACAUAACUUGGCUAGCGUUAGAUACCUUUGUUUCCUCUUGAAGCUUGUAAAAAUCACUGUUUUUGUAUUUUAUUUCGUGCCUUGUGAAUCUAUGAUGCCCUUUUCCCACAACCCCAUCGAACUUUCAAGCAUAUCUGUGUGUGUGUGUGUGUGUGUGUUUAGCAUCCAAGUUUAUAGCAACAUUAAACUUGUUGGACGUGCUGAUAUGUAACUUGAAAAGUGUGAUCAUGAUGCAAUUAUUGUUGCUUUCCA